Molecule: messenger RNA, 2737 nt
Organism: Gloeophyllum trabeum ATCC 11539
Lineage: Eukaryota; Fungi; Basidiomycota; Agaricomycetes; Gloeophyllales; Gloeophyllaceae
Product: glycoside hydrolase
Exons: 15
Coding region: 14-2413 (799 amino acids)
Biological process (GO): glucan catabolic process
Molecular function (GO): beta-glucosidase activity
Source: RefSeq, a predicted model, not a curated record
CACCUGAGCCGUCAUGGCGUCCUCUGGGUGGGCUUGGUUUUGUAUCGCUGCUCUGCUGGGGUCUACAUCCUUUACGUCUGCGAAUGGUCGCCAUUUCAGUUUGGUGUCUCGAGGGACGAACCUCGACGGAUCACUCCCGGUCUACAAGGACCCCAACGCGCCCAUUGAGGACAGAGUGAAUGACCUACUGCCCCGCAUGACCCUCGAGGAGAAGGUCGCGCAGCUAAUACAAGGGGACCUGAAUGGCUGGAUGAACCUCACGGAUCCCCUCGACGACACCCUCACAUACAACGAGACCGGGCUGGAACUCAUGAUGGCCCAGAAGAGCGGCGCCAUCUGGGGCGGCUACCCCAUGCCGUGGGACAAGUUCGUCUACGGGAUCACGGUUGGGCAAAAGUACCUCAUGGAGAACACCACCCUCGGCAUCCCCGCAAUCGUCCAAUCCGAAGGGUUACACGGCUUCACGAACAACGGCACGAUCUGGCCGUCCCCGAUCGGCUUGGCGGCCUCGUUCAACACCGGCCUGCUGAGGCAGGCAGCCGCGACCAUCGCCGACGAAGCGGAGGGGCUGGGCGUCCACCAGAUCUUCGCGCCCGUGCUCGACCUCAGCCGCGAGCUCCGCUGGGGGCGCGUGGAGGAGAACUUUGGAGAAGACCCGUUCUUGACGGGCGAGAUGGGCUACGCGUUCGUGACCGGCCUGCAGUCCGGGCGGCGGCGCAACGCGAGCGCAACCGCCGUCGCGCGGAUGGCCGCGACGUGCAAACAUUUCGCCGCGUACGGGAGUCCACAGGGCGGAUUGAAUAUCGCCCAGGUGAGCGGAGGCGAGCGCGAGCUGCGGACGUCGUACCUCCGGCCGUUCAACCGUGCGUGCGUGGAGGCGCUGGGGAUCAUGACCGCGUACGCGAGCUACGACGGCGUCCCCGCCGUUGCGAACACGCACCUCCUAACGGACAUUCUCCGGGACGAGUGGGGCUACCAGUAUCUCGUCACCACCGACGCGGGUUCGGUCGACCUGCUGAUCACGACGCACGGCGUGUGCGAGACGCGCGCGUGCGCUGCGAAGCUCGCGCUCGAGAAUGGGAUACAGAUGGAGAUGGGCGGCGGGUCGUACACGUACCUCACGCUCCCAGAUCAAGUGAGUAACGGGACGGUGGACGUGUCGUAUAUCGACGAGACCGUCAAGACUAUCCUGCGCACCAAGUUCUCUCUCGGCCUCUUCGAGAACCCCUACCCGUACCCGGACUACCUCUCCACCCUGCGCACCCCCGAGACCCGCGCCCUCCUGCACCAGAUGGAGAGAGAGACGAUCGUGCUCCUCGAGAACCGCAACAACACCCUGCCGCUGAGCACCGCCCUCUCCUCGGUCGCCCUCAUCGGGCCCCAAGUCGCCCGCGUCUCCUUCGGCGACUACGUCUUCUUCAACGCCAGCAACAACGGCAUCUCCCCGCUCGCCGGCUUCACCCAGUUCCUCGCCAACACCUCCGUGCGCAUCAACUACGCCCAGGGCUGCGAGCUGUGGGCGGACGACCGCUCGGGCAUCCCGGCAGCGGUGGAGGCGGCGGCGAAGAGCGACGCGGCCGUCGUGAUGGUGGGCACGUGGAGUCUCGACCAGACGCGCCUGUGGGCGCCGGGCACGAACGCGACGACGGGCGAGCACGUGGACCUGGGCGACCUCGGCCUGGUGGGCGCGCAGCGCGCGCUGGUGCAGGCGGUCAAGGCCGCGGGGACGCCGACGGUGGUGGUGCUCGUGGGCGGGAAGCCCGUCGCGGAGCCGUGGAUCCAGGAACACGCGGACGCGGUGGUCCAGCAGUUCUACCCCGGCGAGCUGGGCGGGCUCGCGCUCGCCGAGGUCGUGUUCGGCGCGGUCAGCCCGUCGGGCAAGCUCCCGGUAUCCUUCCCGCGGAGCGUGGGCACCACGCCCGUGUUCUACGACUACCUCAAGGGGAGCAGGCCCGUCGACGCGGGGAUGGUCACGGAUAACGGGACGCUCGUGUUCGGGCACCAGUAUGUGCUGGACUCGCCCGUGCCGCUGUGGAGUUUCGGGCACGGGCUGAGUUAUACGACGUUUAACUACUCGGACCUCGAGUUGUCCAGCCCCACGAUCGGCGCAUCGGAGAACUUCACCGUAUCGGUGACGGUGGCGAACACGGGAGAUAUGGACGGGCAGGAGGUCGUGCAGGUGUACGUGACGGACCUCUUCAGCACGGUCGUGACGCCGAACCAGGUGCUCGUCGGGUUCGCGAAGGUGGACGUUGCCGCGGGCGCCGCGCAGCGCGUCGCGAUCCCCGUGGACGCGUCCCAGCUCGCGCUGUGGGGCCUCGCGAACGCGUGGGUCGUCGAGCCCGGCGCGUUCGCGGUGAAGGUCGGCACGAGCGACGAGGUGUAUCUGGACGCGACGCUGGAGGUGGUGUGAUCGGGCUGCGGGGGAUCCUAUGUGCGUGGGUCUAGGUGGCCCCUCACGUCUGUUGAGUGGGGAGUGUGGUGGUGAGUGCGCUGCAGGGAAAAGAGCGUACUCGGUGGUGGACAUCCGAAUCUGGGCCGUCUGCCGUCCACCUUUGAACUUGAAUUCAUGGAGAAACUUCGACAGACUCAUAUGUAUGCACGCUUAAGGGACUGCCUCGGACUGAUUGAAGAUAGACGAAGGAUAAAUUGAGCAGAAGAGAUACAAGCACAUCAUACAUCGUACACCCUACGUCAUACGUCAUCACUUGCGGUGCGCGACGACACGCCCGCCGAG